ACUUUACUUCAUGCUACGAUAACUUGUCUACGAGCACAUCUUCCUGUUGAUACUCUAUGCAUUCUGAAGACGCAGUCAUUUGAAGCGAGAUUGGUCCCGUUAUGUAAGGAUAUCCCGAAUCUUAAACAUAUCUUCAUGUUCCGUAAGAAAGCCUUGUUCUCUGUGGAGAAAGCGUGCAGGCGUGCCGAAUUUCUGUAUUUAUUGUUGUUGGAGCUUUACAAAUAUUCGCCAUUCUUAUCUCGCUGCCUCGGCACAUUGGUUGCUGGUGAAGGGAAAUGGGUGAGAAAGCUUCGCCCACAAGAUAUGAGGGGCCAAUCAGCCAUAAUACUAGCCUCACCUCUGUCUCAUUACGAAAAGAACAAGGAAAUGUAUUGUCAUCCUAUAGUGUGGUUCCACGAGGUAAUUCAUGAGACGGAAAAUGUGCUGACAUCAGUCUUCAAUGAGCUCGGAAUUCCACUAUCCUGUGUUGCUGACGCUGUUGAGUGCAAGAAGAUCGAUUCUCAGCAGGGAACCUUCCUUUCUCAACAAAGUCUAGAACAAGUCGAGGUACCACCAAUAUCGAAGGAAGAUCGAGCUCUACUCGACAGUUAUGCGAAGAGGAUGGGCGUUCCGGAGGACGUGUUUGAAACCGACUAA
Cooperia oncophora is the source of this 636-nucleotide messenger RNA. The record is from the annotation of a GenBank genome assembly. NCBI's taxonomy places the organism in Eukaryota, Metazoa, Nematoda, Chromadorea, Rhabditida, Trichostrongylidae.